Thalassophryne amazonica is the source of this 3067-nucleotide messenger RNA. It is a transcript of the gene bmper, whose product is annotated as BMP binding endothelial regulator. The record is from RefSeq and is a predicted model, not a curated record. The transcript is spliced from 16 exons. Lineage: Eukaryota; Metazoa; Chordata; Actinopteri; Batrachoidiformes; Batrachoididae. The coding region runs from base 50 to 2107 and encodes 685 amino acids. Gene Ontology annotation, molecular function: protein binding.
UGUUUUGUUUUUUUUGUUGUUUGUUUUUUUUUGUGAGCGAACCUGAGUGAUGUUGCUCCUCUGCAGGUCCACCUGUGGGUUUCUCCUCUGCUCCUUGCUGCUGCUCCAAACGGCGCGCUCCUCCUCUGCGCUAAUUACAGGUACAGAGGCCAGCUGUGAGAAUGAAGGAGAAGUUCUCCACAUCCCCAACAUCACGGACAACCCCUGCAUCACCUGUGUCUGUCUGGAAGGGAAGGCAGACUGUAAACAAGAGAAAUGUCCGUUAGUCUCUGAAGACUGUGCAUUGGUGGUGAAACAAACCGGAGCCUGCUGCGAGAGGUGCAAAGGUUGCAUGUUGGAUGGACGGUCCUAUAAUAGUUCCGUAUCCUGGACCAGCUCCCCUAAACCGUGUGUAACCAGACGCUGUCAGGAAGGUGUCAUCACUGAGGCAGAAGUCCAGUGUGUCAUCCACUGCAAGAAUCCUAAAAUCCAUCCAAAGAAGUGCUGCCCGACCUGCCCCAGUUGUAUCUUUGAGGGUCGUCUGUACAAAGAGAAGGAGGAGUUCAGUCCAGAGGGAAAACCCUGUAUCAGGUGCACAUGCACUGGAGGCCGGACUCUGUGCAUGAGGGAGGUGUGUCCUGUCCUUUCAUGUCCUGCACACCUCACCCACACCCCACCUGGGCAGUGCUGUCCCAGAUGUCUUGGUCAGAGGAAGGUGUUUGAUCUGUCUUUAGGCAGUUGUCUGUUCCACAGCGAGGUCUACGAGAAUGACACGUCCUUUAUACAUGACAACUGUACCACCUGCACCUGCAAGGAUUCCACAGUAGUGUGCAAGAGGAGAUGCUCACAGCCGGGGAGCUGUCAUGGUCAUCAGUGCUGUGAGGAGUGCAUGUCCUACGUGAAGGUGGAGGAGGUGAAAUACUGCAGAGUCCGGAACAAGAUCUACAGGGAAGGUGACAUGUGGUCGUCAGUUAACUGCACUCUUUGUGCCUGUGUUAAAGGCAAUAUUGAGUGUCGACCCAAGCAGUGUGUCCCAAUCAUCAGCUGCCCUUCGAAUAAGAUCCUGAACAGAACUGGCUGCUGUCCCGUUUGCACUGAAAAGCCUGGUGUAUGUACAGUUUUUGGAGACCCGCACUACAACACCUUCGAUGGCAGGACCUUUAACUUUCAGGGAACCUGCCAGUAUGUGCUGACCCGUGAGUGUGGUGGCGCCCUCUCUGGAGGACCAGGGAAUAAUGUCAACAUUAACAGCCUAGACUCCAGCUUCACAGUUCUGGUGAAGAACGACGCCCGAAGAACUCGCUCCUUCUCCUGGACUCAGUCUGUUGAGGUGAGGCUGGGAGAUUUGAUUCUAAGUCUCCACCAGCACCUGACAGUCCGGAGGAACGGCAGCCGUAUUGCUCUGCCGUACCAUGGCCCCGGGGUGCACAUCGACCUGGAUGGAUACUUGCUGAAGCUCACCACCAUUGCAGGCCUGGAGAUUACAUGGGAUGGAGACAGUUUUGUGGAGGUUGUGGCUGCACCCCACCUGCGGGGACGCCUUUGUGGCCUUUGUGGGAACUACAAUGGUCAAAAGCGUGAUGACACCUUGGGAGGAGAUGGACAGUUCAAGUUUGAUGUGGACGAUUUUGCAGAGUCAUGGCGAGUAGAGGGCAAUGAGGUUUGCGCCCAGCAGCAUCAUCCGCGCCGGCCAGCAACCUUUCUAUGCCCGGGCAGUGUCAAGGUCAAGUUUCGCGCUCACCGGGAGUGUCAGAAGAUAAAGUUGUGGGAGUUUCAGAAGUGCCACAGCACGGUUGACUUUGGCCCUUUCUACAGGUCGUGUGUGACGGACAUGUGUGAGUGUCCUGUCCAUAAGAACUGCUACUGCGAGUCAUUCAUCGCCUACAGCCGAGCUUGUGAGAGGGAGGGUGUACCCGUCCUCUGGAGGCCAGAUACCGCUUGUGUGGCUACCCAGUGUAAACAUGGCGCAGUGUAUGACACCUGUGGUCCAGGCUGCACCAAAACCUGCGACAAUUGGAACGAGAUCGGACCAUGCCACAAGCCCUGUGUAGCCGGGUGCCAUUGCCCUGCCAACCUAGUGCUGUUCCAGGGCCGCUGCAUUAAACCCACAGCCUGUCCUGGUCGGUGACCCUUGUGAACUUUGGGGGGGGGGGGGGGGGGGGGUGUGUGAAGGAACAGGUGGAUAUUUAGUAACAAUCUUAGGGGGCCAAACUAGACAAAAGUAAAAAAGAAAUAGAGGCCAAAAGGAGCUCAAAACAGUCCUGGGUUCAAAUGAAACAUUUUAUUGGGACACAUCUAUCACAGACAGAGUGUGACGCUACAGUAAUAUCACAUCAGACAUAAAGUUCAAGAUGGGCCGAAGGAAAAUUGGCCUGAAUGUGGAUGUCCUUGUUCUUCCUGUAAUACCACUCACCACCACUGAGGUUCCAGACAUCAGUCUUGAGGUUGAACUUGUUCCCAGAAGGAAACUCACAAGUUCUAUUGGGAGGACUGAGGAAUUUCUGGUGAACCCAGUUUGAGGACUGUUCAAGCUCAAUGCCAUGGACCCUAAGGAAGGAACUGGGUAUAUGAACUAAAGCCAGUGUGGCCCCUGAAACUUUCCCAAGUGGGAAUCUGAAUAUCUCUGUGGGAAAUGGGGGAUAUUUAAAGUGCAGAGACUCUGAUGUAUCACACCAAACUGCCCCCAUGAUCUAUAUUACAUCAUUUCAUAGUGUAAGCUAGCCAGAUUUAUAUGAAAGACAGCUUUUAUAUUAUUGUUGACAUUAUUUGUUGUUAAUAUUGUUAAUUUAUAUAUCUAUCAAAUGACACAUCGUAGCAAGAGCCAGAAUCAUGAAUAUGCGUGUUAUAAAUGAUUUAAAAAGGGAGACAAGCUAUUUAUGUAUUUGUGUACUUUUAUGUUUCUGAUUGAAGAGAAAUGCCCAAAUGUGACUCACUUGUUGCACCAUCGCAGGGAUAAAGUACUGUAAUGUAUUAUGCUCCAUGUUGAGGCUGAUGUGGUUCAGAUCAAACUGAAGGUGUUCAUGCAAGCAAAUGUUUCAUUUCACCCUGAUUAUUUAAGACCAACAAUAUAAUAUUUUGUCAAAUCUUU